This is a messenger RNA of Frankliniella occidentalis (western flower thrips), 4205 nucleotides long. It is a transcript of the gene par-6, whose product is annotated as partitioning defective protein 6. Gene Ontology annotation, biological process: centrosome cycle. Gene Ontology annotation, molecular function: protein binding. The transcript is spliced from 5 exons. Bases 190 to 1230 code for a protein of 346 amino acids. Lineage: Eukaryota; Metazoa; Arthropoda; Insecta; Thysanoptera; Thripidae. The record is from RefSeq and is a predicted model, not a curated record.
GCGUCUGACGUCACUCCAGCGGGUCCGCCAGCCGAGGAGUGCAGUAGUGUGUGUACAUCGUCCGACGUUAAAACUUGCCUCCGCAGGCUGCAAUGAGUACUUAAGGAUACCGUAGUGUUUUCGUUCGCUUUGCUUACUAUGAAUUCGAAAUUACGUGCCCGAACAGUGUGAAGUGUGAAUGUGUUCGCCAUGUCGAGGAUAUCCAAAGCAUCAGUCGCCAAAGUUGACAGUAACCAAGUGGAGGUGAAGAGCAAGUUUGAUGCUGAGUUUCGUAGAUUUUCCAUCACAAAAGAUGAAGCUAGUCGCUAUGAGGACUUCAGAAUUCUUGUGGAGAAACUCCACAGGUUGUCAGAUGUCCCAUUCCUUAUCUCAUACACGGACCCAAGAGAUGGGGACCUUCUCCCUAUUAAUAACGACGACAACCUAGGAAGAGCUCUCUUAAAUGCAAGACCGCUUCUCAGAGUUAUCAUCCAGAGGAAAGGAGAGAGCAUAGAAGAAUUGAACGGCUAUGGCACGUUCCGUCCGCGCAACCUCAUUUCGUCCAUGUUUGGCGGCACGCCGGGCAAGUCAUCCAAGACGUACAUCCCCAUCUCCAACCCCCGAGAAUUCAGACAGGUGUCGGCCAUCAUCGACGUGGACCUGGUGCCCGAGACGUGUCGCCGCGUCAAGCUCAUCAAGUACGGGUCGGACCGGCCGCUGGGCUUCUACAUCCGGGACGGGACGAGUGUGCGCGUCACCUCCGCGGGCCUCGAGAAGGUGCCCAGCAUCUUCAUCUCGCGGCUCGUGCCCGGCGGGCUGGCGGAGAGCACGGGGCUGCUCGCCGUCAACGACGAGGUGUUGGAGGUGAACGGCAUCGAGGUGACGGGCAAGACGCUGGACCAGGUGACAGACAUGAUGCUAGCAAAUAGUUCAAAUCUUAUCAUUACGGUGAAGCCAGCCAAUCAGCGCUCUCUGGCUGCGCCGCGCAGAGGGUCCUUCUCGCGUAACUCUCAGCUGUCGUCCGGGUCCCACCAGUCGACCCACUCGGCGCUGUCGGCGCACUCGGCGGCCACCACUGGGUCGGACGAAGACCGCUUUGACCAGGACGAAAUCGUGGACUUUACAGGAGUGACACUGGACGAGUCUGGCCCCGUGCCCACACCCGCCGUCAACAACACGAGUGUAACGACCAUCAACACGACCGUCACCACCAUCGGAAGCAACAAAGAGGAGGCUGUUCUUCAUUUGUGAUUGAUUUUUGUUUGGCGUUUGGUCGAUCUACAAUGGACUCAGCCAGUGAAGUGCUCGAUUUGUGCUCUCUGUCCUUUAUUCUCCUCACCUUAGCUCUCCAGUUCUGAAAUUUUGUGUGGAAAAGCUGUGAGUUGGGUGUUUAUUUCAAUGCUCUUGCUGGGAUAGAAUAUAUUUUCCAGAGAUAGAACGCAGAUGAUCAAAUUGCUUUCAUUGAAGCUGAGUAAAUGGCAUCAGACCACUUGAAAGUUGAGUUGUAAUUGUUGUUAGAUGUAAUAAGUUCAACUUGGAUAAUUUUCUGCAAAGUACAUUUUAAUAAAUGCUCAUUUUCAGUGAUAUUGUUAUAAUUUUAAGUUAUUGUCUUUCUAUAGUUUUCCUUCUGUUUCUCCCUUCUGCAUUCUUUUCUGUUAAACUUUGAAUUCCGAUCAGUAUUCUAAAAGUAUUUCACCAUUUAUUUAUGACAGUCAUUAGUAAGCUAAUUUUAUUUCUAUUAGCUCAAUGUAGGGCUUGACUUUUUACUGGCUUGAUACUUUAACACAUUCCUUGCAACAAAAUAAGUUUGUCAUUCCAAUUAGUUUUGAGCCUGUGCUAGUUAAGAUAAGCAUAAAUUAUUUUUCAUGUCUUGCAUGUGUCUUGAACAGAUGUAUGUAGGUACAUUUUCUCAAACCGAAUUGGCUAGGAUUUUGUUAGUGCUUCCUUAGCACUUCCCAGAAAUGAAUUAAACUGUGUGUAACUGCCCUGAUUUCAGCAUUUUAAAAUAAUGAGUGAUUAUCAUAUGAAAUAGCUCUUUCUAAAGCAUUAUACAUAUGCCUAUCAAUACUUAUAAAUCAAGGAACUUGUCUACUUAUAUUUUUGUGUGUACAUAUUGUUAAAUGGAUAAUGAAUUUUUAUGCCUGUAUUCCUCAUUGCCUUGUGAUUAAUUUGUGUAGGUCUUCAAAGCAGGUUUUGUGUAAUUUAGCAGUACGUAAAUUUAUUAAGUACUACAUAUUAUGGUGCUCAGAAUGAAGGAUUGUUGUUACACUUUACUGUCACUCUACUUAAACAAGCACCUUUUGGUUCUGCUUUGUAUGUACCAAAGAGGGAAAACUUAUAUUUGAGUCAAGAGCAGCUAAAGCAUUGUACUUAUUAAGUUCUUAACCAUUAGAACAUAAAUAUAUACCUACAUGAUUUUGCACCUUUGGUAGGAUCAGAAAUGUGAUUAAAUCUUCAGGAAACGGGUGCUUCUCAAACAUUUUACCAUGGUGCACUUGUUGAAAGAUAUUUUGCAAUCAACUGGUAUUUUCCAUUGUUGUUUGUCUUCCGAGGUCUUUGGCUUACUAUUGGUUUCACAUUUUUGACAUCAGCAUUAUUUAACUAUUGUAUAUUGUUUUAUAUUUUUGAAAUCAAGUUGCAUUCCUGAGUGAACCUGUAGGAAUGGAUUUUUGUACAGUGACGUAGCCCCAUGUGAUGAAGAAUUCUUCAUCUCAUCUGUAAUUCUGUGAGAUUAAGUAUUUUUUAUUACACUUUUGUUGUACAUAGUACACUUUUAUCAGUUCUGCAUGCCCUUUCUCAAGUUUUUCUUUCACUUCAUCCCUCUUGACACAAUUUUGCCGUCAAUUUGGUUAUAAUGAAAUUGUGCAUUCCAUCAUUUUCCCCUCAUGACUGCCUUUCCAGAUUUGAGGUGAAUUAUUUGCCGUCUGAAUAAUCAUGAGCAUCUAGAUGUUAGUUGGUGAUUAAAUAUACUUAUAGAUUCUUUGCAUGUAUGUGGGAAUCACAUAUAACAAUGCGAUCUGGAAGGAUAAAUUGUGGGCUAGUAUUAGUAAAUUUCAACCUUUGAGUCAAAAUUGUCCCUCAUAUAUGAACCAUAAGGUCUGUCGUUUAUAACUUAUUUUAUAAUAUCAAUAUGAGUUUAAUUCCUAGUGCCUAGUGGUCUUGAACACAAUUUCUAACGAUUGGAUGAGUUUUGCCAAUCAAUAUCAUAAUUGUGUGCCUGAAACCAUAAGAAUACUUCUCUCUUUCUCUGUGACAAAUUUUUCUCAUGGAGUUUUACGCAAAUGCCCAUAUCAUUAUGUUAGUGUUUUAAUUUCUUUGGUGACUUUUCUCUUUGUGUUAAAAAGGAAUGGUCAAUAAUCAAAUAUUUGGAAAUGUUAAAAAAAAAAAAAUAUCAGCAAAAAAUUUACAAAGAGGUUGCAAUCAGCAGAUCAAAGUGUUAUUUCAAGUUUUCGCUUGUAGUGAGGAACUUUUUGACACCCCUUGACGUCCAAAUUUGCUCAUGCUGGAUAAAUUUAGAAUGGUAUUUUUGUGUUUCCGAUAGGGUUCCAAGUUUAAUGUUACUGUUCACAGUAUAUUGAUAGAUUUCUUACAGGCCCUGGAUGGUAUAAAAUAUUUCUAUGUUAAAUAGUGAAAGAGAGUUUAUAGUUCAUAAUGAUCUAUAUUUUUAAAUGAUUGUUUGAAUUGUUUAUUGUUGUUUUCUCAACAAGUACAGCACUAUUGAAGUAUGUAUAUGUAUUGGUGCACGAAGUGACUGAGAAUGUGUUUCAGAUGCCAUUUCAAAGUGGUUAUCUUGUUACUGAAUCAUUUUAUCUUUAAGGUAUUCUGGAAACGGUUUCAUUCCACUAAACCUCUUGUUAAUUAUCUUGCCAAAUCUUACUUUUUUUCUUUCUUUUUUUUAAAUAUAGCUGAAUAUAUUGACAUGCUCAGACUCAAGUGUCCUGUUAUGAUAAAUGCAACAAAAUUUCAAGUCACUGUUUUGAUGUUUCAUGAACUUUGAAUGUGUUGCUUUUGUUGUAUUGUUCUCAUUUAUGAUCUUUAAACUUUAUCAAAACACUAUAUUAUAAAUUCUGCCAAUGAAAUGUUUUGCUGUGUGUACUGUAUGUAUAGGGCCUUAUUGCCUUAAUGCUAGAACUGACAUAUUUUUUUAUGUUUGGAGUUAUGAGAACCUAUGAAUUGGUCCGUCCUAUUGCGUAUUACUCUUAGAUAAUAAAACAAGACUCCAAUCA